GACUCCCACCCUUGUUACAUGGGGUGGUGUAGCUGGUACUGGUUUAAUAUGGCUCACAGACUGGAAACUGGUCCUUCAGUAUGUUCCCUAUGUUGGUGGCAAGUUUAAAACUGAAGACUCCCUCUAA
This is a messenger RNA of Eurypyga helias (sunbittern), 127 nucleotides long. RefSeq names its product cytochrome b-c1 complex subunit 10. Gene Ontology annotation, cellular component: mitochondrial inner membrane. Lineage: Eukaryota; Metazoa; Chordata; Aves; Eurypygiformes; Eurypygidae. The annotation marks the transcript as partial. The record is from RefSeq and is a predicted model, not a curated record. Gene Ontology annotation, biological process: mitochondrial electron transport, ubiquinol to cytochrome c. The transcript has a single exon.